GGCAGCAAAAAAGGGAGAAAUGGAGAGAGAGAGAGAGAGAGAGAGAGAGAGAGAGAGGAAUUGAUCGCCCGAGUCUGAGCUUUCUAUCCUGAAGGGGAGUGUGUGUGUGUGUUAUUGUAUGUGUGUGGGUGGGUGUGUGUUAUUGUAUGUGGCUGUGUGUGUGUUAUUGUGUGGGGGUGUGGGGGUGUUAUUGUGUGGGGGUGUGUGUAUGCAGUAUUUUUGGUCCAUCAUGUUCCAGUCGCGCGCGUGUGUGUGUGUGUGUGUGAUGGCUGGAGCUUCCCAAGAGGAGGUAGGAUGGAUUUUUUGGCCGAUGAAUGAAGCCCACAGCAACAGGUUGAGCUAACAGCAGUGUUGUGAUGGGAACACAGAUCCUCUGCGCUCCUCGUGUUGGCGUGUGGUUUUCUCGCCGGCCGCUCGCUCACGCGUGAUGAAAGCAUGUUAUCAGUGUGACUGCAGCUGCUGUGCAACAGGGAGGCUGUGAGGUGGACAUCCAGUGCUGUGUGUCUCCCCAGGUUUCAGGUGGGCUGCGGCGACUCUGAAGCUUCUGGACGCUCGCAGAAUGAAGCAGGACCAUGUAUAGCGUCCACUACAACCACUCCCUGGCCAGUAUGAGUGGCGGAGAGAUCGUGGCGUACUCUCUGACGCUGGAGCAGAAGAUGGCGUUCGCCUUCGUCGGAAUGCUGCUGGUAUUCCUCGGCCUGCUCAUCGUGCGCUGCUUCCGGAUCCUUCUGGACCCCUACAGCAGCAUGCCGUCCUCACACUGGGGCGACGGGCUGGAGGUGCUGGAGAAAGGGACGUUUGAGUACGCGCUCACCUGACACACCCGCACAUGAGGCCACGCCUUGUCUCCGAGGCCACGCCCCCUGAUCUGUGACUGCGUUCUGGCAGCGUUAGAGGCUUGUGUUUCCCAUUUGGAGCAACACCGUAUGACUUUAAUGAACUCGAGUGUCAUCAUGGGAAAAUACAUAUCACAACCCUCAGAGGCCACACCCUUACCUGAGAUUGCAGCCUCACCUGUGGCCCCGCCCACCUGUUCACAGUCUAAUCAGAUUACGACUUUAUCUGAAACUAUACCUUUACCGGAGGCCACGAUCUUUUUCGUGAACAGAGCACCACUUGAAGCCACGCCCUCACCAGAGGCCACGCUAUCUAAGACCACAGCAUCACCUGAAUACAUGGCCUUACCUGAGGCCACACCAUCAACAGGUAUUGCGCUGUCACUUCAUGCCAUGGCCUUAGCAGAGGCCACGCCCGUUUUUGAGACUGCAUCACAAAUUGAAUAAAUAGCUUUACCUGAGGCCACACCCUUAUCGGACAUCACACUGUCACUUAAAGCCACGCCCUUAUCAGAGACUGCAGCACCACUUAAAGCCACGCCCUUACCUGAGGCCACACCCACAUCAGAGGCCACACGCAUAUCAGAGACUGCAGCACCACUUAAAGCCACGUCCUUACUUGAGGCCACACCCUCACAUGAGGCCAUGCCCUUAUCAAAGACUGCAGCACCACCUAAAGCCACGCCCUGAUCUGAGGCCACACCCUUAUCAGAGACGGCAGCACCACUUAAAGCCACGCCCUUAUCUGAGGCCACACCCUUAUCAGAAACUGCAGUGCCACUUGAAGCCACACCCGUACUGGAGGCGUCGCUCUUGCCUGAGACUGCUGUUGUGUUUCUCAUUUGGAAUAACAGUCAACACCGUGUGACUUUACUCAGACAGAUUCAUCACUGACAGCGCUGUUAACUUCAACUUUACACUCAACCACACAAAAACUGCAAAGACAAUAAACCUGUACAUAACUGCCUUUAAUCCCGGGUGAGCGGUCAAACAGUCAGUGCUUUCCUAAGUAAGGAAAGGAUGAAGGUGAGAAACAUCACAGAUCAUGAACUCCUGUAGUAUCUGGAGUAUCUGGAGCUCUGAUCUGGUCUGACUGUAGAAACCGUUACACCGUCUGAAUGUUGCGUAGAUCUUUACGUGGUCUCAGUUACACCCUUUACCCCUAUCCAUGCUGAGGACGACAAUCUGCCACCACCCAGCACCGCACCGACAGGCCUGCUGGGGGUUGAUGGUGGAGUGAUGGGAGUUGUUUGGUGAGCUGAUGUCUUAAUGCAGCCAGAGAUUCUGAGUGCACUUGUUCUGUUCACCAGCCUCGGGACACAGUGAUCUGGAGGGAGGGGUGUGGACUGCAGUCGUUACAAAAGCAGGGUAUUCUAAGGUGUGAGCUGACUCACAGGUGUAAUCGCAGGACCCCUCACUUCAUCAGAUGGCUGUAUAUGCCCACCUCACUUUAAGGCUCAUUUGAAGGGAAAAGGCGAGUAAAGAACGACAGGUGAGACGACCUGUAAUUCUAUCUACUGUGUAGCGUAUAGCAAUGCACAGCACCCGUUUCUAUGGUAACGACCACUCAUGACUGUCAUUUGCAUUGUUAUCCAACCAUCCCACACUCAGUGGACCCUCAAUGUUUACAAGUGAUGUGCUGUUCUGGCUCUGCCCACUCGCUCAAACCGGCUUGUUGUGAUUGUUUGUCUUUGGUCUGGUUCUGGGCAGUUGCGUUCCAGUAUGCCCAGUUAAUUCUUUUGUUUUCUGACAUUUACCUGCUGUGCCUUUGUUUAUUGAUGACUGGCUGACGGAUUGAUGACUGCCAUCAUGCAGUUUUUAGUUAAUUUGCUAAUUAGAAGGUUGGCCUUUUAGUAGUUUUGGUUAAAAUAGCGUGGUGUCAGCGGAGAAGAAGACAUGGGAAGGUGAAUGCUCUUUUAUUGAACAGGCAGCAAGGGAGAGCCGCCUCUCAGCGCUGACUAAUGGCUGGGAAGCAGGCAGGUCACUUCUAACCACACACUUCCUCCUGGUAGGAGGCAUUAACACUGCACCAACUGCCCACAGCUCAGCAAAGAAUAGCACAAACAACACAGAUGCACAUCUUUUACUGAACAACAGCAAUUUAUUCACAAAGAAAAGGUCACCAGCCGCAAAUGCCCCCCCUUAGAGGGAGUCCCUGGGGUGUAUGGGGGCAUGCCACCCCCCAACCCCACUGAUGGAGGGCUGCGGUCAACCCUGCCUGGCCGCCGUACACAGCUCUGCUGUGCUCAGGUCAGGCUCUGCUGCUGAGCUCCACCUUGCUGUUUCCUCUUUCACUCUCUUCGCCACACUGCUUCUUUUUCCACAGCCCUCAGCUCAGCUUGGUCUUCUCUGCUGUCCACCUUCAAGUUUGUGGAAGUGGCAUUCCCCUCCAGUCUGCUGGGGUUGCUAUUCCACUUCUGACACCAGUGUGGCGUUGGUGAAAGAGCGUAUGUGGGAAACACUGCACUGUAAAAGUGAAUGCUCUUUUGGACAGGGCACUUCUAACCACACACUUUCUUUAGAUGGUCACUAACUCUGCCCUAACUACCCCACAGCUCAGCACAAAAUAGAAGUCUCUCCUACUGUGAACACAGAACUGCACAAGAGCCUCCCACUGUAGCUUGAUCCAUUAGCUGGACACUACAGUAUUGCCAAGAUGCCUAAGUUUGGGGGAAAAACUGCUGUUUGGGAGCUCCCAUUGGUGACCUGAGCCAAUUCAUCUGACUCACAGAAAAGAUCCAGAAUGUCCAUCAAUAAUGUACACAUGAAGGAGAACAGGCCAAUGUCAUGUAACAUAGUACUUUGUUCAAAAGAACAUGAGGAUCUCCAAAAUUGUACCUUUUUGGAGGAAGUGAUGAAGCUAAAGUUAGUGUGCUCACAGUUUGUAACGGUCAGCUGGCAUUUUCAAAUAAGUUAGGGUUUUUUUGUGACUUUCAUUGCUGAUAAUUUAUAGGUGCUGUGGCAUCACAGGCUGUUUAAACUGAUCUAAACAAUCAGCCAGCUGGAAUAUUCAGUGAACCGAUAUACAGACAUGCAGUAAACAUUCUGUUUUGGUUAAUUCCCUCUGGUUGCCUGGACUAACCACAGAGUGCACUUCCUCCACAAACAUGUUGCUGAGCUGACAAAGGUCGGAAAGCCAGUCUGACCAGCGGAAAGGAACCUGUUACUGAAUGGAAAAGACCUCAGUAUCUCCACCUGUGUGAUGCUCCAGAGCUGCUCCCUUUCUACUAAAUAAAGCCCAUGGUCUGGAGCUAUUCAGUUCCAGGAUUUCCGAAAUUCACUCCGAUUCCGAUACUAAGCGAUGGGAGUUGGUGGAGUCGAUUCCACACAAUGCUUUUGUCUAUGCUUGGUUCCAUAGGUCUUUCACACACAUACAUUAAUGCAGUAAUUAAACAGAAGGUUGCAAUGUCCUGGUUGUGGCCCACAAAGCUGGAUAUAUCUCCAAUGCUAUCGUUAAAGCAAUGCUGAGUUUUCAGAAAGCUGAAGGGUGAAUAAAGUCCAGCCUUAACUGAGCAUGUAUGUGAUAGCUUUGGCUAUAUUGGAUACAUAUUGGAUUAUACUUUUUCCCCUCAGAUAUCCAAUCCAGUAGGGUUGGGAAUCUCUUGGCCCCUCACAAUUCAAGUCGAUUAUGAUUCAGAGGCUGUGAUGCAAUUAUACCACGAUUAUCGACGCAUCUUUUUUUUUCUAUACCGGAUUUCUAUUUUCCUACUGACUGAGGACGUGGUAGUUUAAAAGCAAAGUAUUUAUAAUGAUCUAUAAUGGAUUUACUUCCAACAUCUUUUAUUAAUAAAUCAAAUGGAAGUGAUGUGGCGAGUGAACUGGAAGGCUCCCAUUCACUGCUCUUGUUUGGAGCACGAGAGACGCCGCUGUGGUGAUGGACGUCCAUGCAGCACGUUAUAGCCAUGCGGCCCGUUUUCUUUAGUGAUGUUAGAACUCUGGAUUUGGUCGUGUUGAAGAGAAUCAGGGGUCACUGUGUCAGUAAAGUAUCCGCGAGACGGGACAUGAGCGAAAGCCCUGUUUCUCAACGAGACUGCAGGUCACUUAGCAACACAGUCCCUCCUGGCUAGUAGCUACAAAAAGGCAGAGAGAGAGUAAGAGACCCUUAUUAGUCCCACAAUGGGGGAAAUUCCACCUCUGCAUUUAAAC
Pygocentrus nattereri (red-bellied piranha) is the source of this 4982-nucleotide messenger RNA. RefSeq names its product cortexin 2 (gene ctxn2). NCBI's taxonomy places the organism in Eukaryota, Metazoa, Chordata, Actinopteri, Characiformes, Serrasalmidae. The record is from RefSeq and is a predicted model, not a curated record. The transcript is spliced from 3 exons. The coding region runs from base 573 to 818 and encodes 81 amino acids.